Rhineura floridana is the source of this 1352-nucleotide messenger RNA. It is a transcript of the gene FAM187B, whose product is annotated as family with sequence similarity 187 member B. The record is from RefSeq and is a predicted model, not a curated record. Lineage: Eukaryota; Metazoa; Chordata; Lepidosauria; Squamata; Rhineuridae. The transcript has 2 exons. Bases 8 to 1186 code for a protein of 392 amino acids.
GCUGGCCAUGUCCUGUUGGGCAUCUACUGUGGCUCUGCUCCUGGGUCUGACCUUGGUCAUCACUGAAGGUAACCUGUAUGAGGGCCACUCCCUGGAACCAUCAUGUAUUCCAGGCCACCCUUGCACACUAGCCUUUAUCUCUGACAACCCAGUGGUCCUGCGCUGUCCCCAUGCUUUCUUUAGAGUCUUUGUCACUUGGCAAUACCUCGAUCCAGCUUGGGCGGAUGAGCAGCCUGUCACCUUUUUGCACUCAGGGGCCCCCAUCUGGCCCUUGCUCAGCCAUGCCAAGUUGCGGAGGUUACGGUUCAAAUCCCAGCUAGUCGCUGGCAACCUGUAUAUCCCAAGCCCCAGUGCAGAGGACUCUGGGUUGUAUACCUGCCAUGCAGGCGAUGCCACAAUCGCCUACUAUCAAGUGGAUUUCCAGGAUGCUGGGCACAUCCAUGUCUCACAUGCUGGUCUGGGGGAGACUACUCUGGGUAAUACCACCGCUGAGCUAGAAAAUGGAGCACAGGCUGAGCUGUUCACCUCCUGGAGUCCUUGGCAGUCUUGCGAUCGCUGUGGCAAUUCUGGAGAAAGGAAGCGGGUGGGCUUUUGUUAUGCCCAGGUGACCCGGAAGGACCAGCAUGCGGAAAAGCCACUGCCCUGCGGAAUGCUCAGGAACAAGCACCCAAUGUUGCCGCAAUGGGGACCAGAGCUGAGAGUGGAGACCUGCCAGGUGCCCUGCGAUGCAUCAUUCCUGCUUGCCCAGGAUGAGUCCAACACGGUUCCACUUCUCGUCUUUACCACCUACCAUCCUCAGCUGAAGGCCGUUGCCCGUCUGCGUUGCCCAACCUCUUCCAUAUACAGCCCUGUUUACUGGCAAGAAGGCCCCACAACGCUGACCCGCCUCAAACUUCUCCAGACGAAUAGUUCCCAGAGCCUGGAUAAGGCCACUGGUGGUGGGAUCCUUCGUCUCUCUUACCAGAAUGAGUCGCACAGUGCUUUCUACCAGUGUUAUGUUAAUGGGCAUCUGGUGGGGAAGUUUUUUGUUGCCUCUCCCAAUACUAUGUCAUCUGCUGGGGAGCGGGCCCACACCUACUCUGUCAUCGAGGCGCUGAUAGUGGGGCUCUCCAUGUUCCUUGUUUUCUUGAUGUUCCUCAGCAUCAUCCAGUCCUGCAGGCGGAAACCAGGAACCACCAUGGUCUAAACAGGAUGCACAUAGCCACAUGGACACUCCAGAAAAGGGGGCAUGGAUUGGUGACAAAUAAAAGAUAUUGACUGGCAGUAUAUUGAGUUAAUCUGGGCCUUGGAGCUGCCUGUAAGGAGGGGAAGGUCUUAAAAUCAGUGCUGCCACUAUAUGGAGUAAACUACAC